Salvelinus fontinalis (brook trout) is the source of this 583-nucleotide messenger RNA. RefSeq names its product FRAS1-related extracellular matrix protein 1-like. The coding region runs from base 74 to 490 and encodes 138 amino acids. The record is from RefSeq and is a predicted model, not a curated record. Lineage: Eukaryota; Metazoa; Chordata; Actinopteri; Salmoniformes; Salmonidae. The transcript has 4 exons.
CACUCGGGAGCCCAGAGCUCAGGUCGGCUCCUAUGCUGCAACGGGGUCUCCUGGAAGCCUUGGGCUUCCACUAAUGAGAUGGUCAGUGCGCAGACGUGUUGUAAGGGCUGGACUUAUCACAACGGUUACUGCCACUUCCAUAGUACCGAGCGCAAGGCGACAUGGAGCGCUGCCGUCAGGGAAUGCAGGGAGAGGUCACCAAGCCAAUCAGGUGGGCAUUUUCUCCAAGGCUGAUAUGGACAGGCUGUUGGACUUAAGUGGACGGAAACCAUUCUGGAUAGGACUGAACGACAGUGAGAGUAGGGGACGCUGGGAGUGGGUGAGUGGAGAGCCCGUCACCUACACCAACUGGAGGAAGAGCCCGGCCAGAGGCAAGAGCACCAGGAGGUGUGUUCUGGUGUCGAGGUCCAAUCGGCAGAUCAGAGACUGUAAGACUGGCAGGGGACAUCGCUACGUCAAGACGGAUCUCUACGUUGUAUUCAUGAUAUGAAACAGAACUAUGUUUCUUUCCACUGCCUUUGCAACAGGAAUGGAGCUGACCCUCACAUGACAAGCUGCAUUCAUACAGCUAAUCAACCGAUUA